Ananas comosus (pineapple) is the source of this 5450-nucleotide messenger RNA. RefSeq lists its product as uncharacterized. Gene Ontology annotation, cellular component: nucleus. Gene Ontology annotation, molecular function: metal ion binding. Lineage: Eukaryota; Viridiplantae; Streptophyta; Magnoliopsida; Poales; Bromeliaceae. The transcript is spliced from 9 exons. The coding region runs from base 109 to 5034 and encodes 1641 amino acids. The record is from RefSeq and is a predicted model, not a curated record.
AUUCAUAACAACCCUACAAUUACUCCAACUCCCUUUCUCUUCCUCCACCACUCCACCACGGAAGCGUAAACGCCUCGAUCACCAUCGAAGAAAACCUAGGGCGCCGCCAUGGAUCGCCACCACCCCGUCGACCCUCCUCCUCCUCCUCUCCACCACCACCACCACCACCACCACCAUGGCGGAGGCGGCGGAGGCCGAUCCAGGUACGAGUACGAACCCUACCCUCCGCCGCCACCUCCUCCUCCUCCUCCUCCUCUUCCUCACCCCCAUCCCCAAUUCCUCGAUUCCAAUCACUACUCCCACCCCCACCAAUUCCUCCCUCCGCCGCCGCCUCCUCCCCCGCCGGAGGCGGCGCCGCCGCUCCUCCGGCACCACCGCCACGGCGGAGACGACGGGCGCCCCUACUUCGCCUACCAACCCUCCCACGAUCCCUUCCCCCAUCACCCUCCUCCGCCGCCUCCGCAGCCUCCUAUCCCCAGAGCACCCGAUUGCGUGCCCUAUCCUCGCGAAUUCGACCACCCUUCCCCGUCCCUUCGCCGUCCGGCUCGCGAGGAGGUUUCGCCCCGGGAGUUCUGGGGCGGCGGCGGCGGUUUCGAGAGGGCUAGGGCGCGAUUAGAGUGGGAGCAAGACGAAAGGCGGCGUCUUGCUUUGUCUUAUAGGAGCGGCGAUCAGUAUAUUCCUGAGAGCGUGGAGGCAUUCGCCUUUGGCCGGAAGCGGCUCCGAAGAGCUCAAGAUUGCGAGGUCGAGGAGGGUUUGGGGAUUUUCUAUGGUACUGCGAGAGGAGGAGAAGGAGAUGUUAAUGGAUGGCAGCCGCACGCUCUGCGGCCGUCCCCGCCAAUGUGGUCUUCGGCGCAUUCUUACAACGCCACGAAUCAUGACUCUGAGAAGAAUGUGAGAGCUGUUUUUGAUGCCCGCCUCCUUGAGAAUGAUUACUUUGCGAGCAAUAAGGGGAAGAGGAAGAUGCCCACUGGAGGCAUGGAUGCCCCCGUGAGUUCCCCUUGGAAGAGGCCUCCAAAGAAACUUAGUGCACUGUCGAGAAUCCAAUCGGGAAUAUCUGUUUGGAAUAGGAUCGAAGAGAAGCCCUCGGCUUCAUCCUCUCCUCCUUUGCCGCCUGCACAGCCUCCUCAAUUCUCUCCCACAAGUUUUUCAUAUGAGAACCAAUCGGAGUUUGAGGGUUUGGAUUUGUCAUUUAAAUCUGACGCCUUGGUGGCCAAGGUCUUAGUUUCCCCAAGCGCACUUGCAACCAGCUUUAACAAAGGGAGCCCCAACGUAAGAAUGACGAAGAAGAAAGUUACUAAAGCGAAGAAGGUAGUGAAGAAGAGUCACAAAGUAGUUUUUCCCGUAGUUUCUGAUUCACCGGGUUCUAGUGUUAAGGAAGGAACUUGCGCCAAGAGGGGAAUAUCAAUCAGUCCCAUCAAAUGUUUAAACCAUUCAGAAGAAACAGAAAAGGCGGUAUCUUCCUCCGCUAUGCCUGUUGAAGUUGCUUGUCCUAAGCCUUCUUCAGAAAAUGUCAAGAAAAUGCCAGAGACUUCUGAAAGUAGAAUGGAGGAAUUUAGAGGAGAAGCUAACGGAUAUUUUGAAAACAGGAUUGAUGAAGAACCAAAUGCAGAGAUAUGUGAAGUAGGGUUUGCUACUACAGCAGCUGAUACUGAGAAGACUAUUGCUGAUAGAUCUAUUAGUGUUGUUGAUGUAACCGAAGGUGGUAUUUGUAAUAAGAAAGAUAGUAAGACUAAUGGGUCCAAAAUGAGGAUUGAUGGUGAAUCGAAUUCACAGUUAUGUAAAGUAGGUUUUGCUACUGCAGUGGCUGAUAUUGAGAAGACUGCUGCAGAUGAAUGUACUAGUGUUGUUGAUGUAGUUAAGGAUAGUAGAUGUAAUGAGGAAGAUAGUAAUGCUGAUGGGAAUCCAAUUCUGGACAUAGUAGUUGAUGAGGAUACUAAUACUAAUUUUCUAGAUGUGACAAACGAGGAAGUUGUUACAGUGGCGUCACCCAAUAAUGACACUGCUGAGAGUUCAUCUAAGGUUGUUGUUUUGUUUGAUAAUCUCAUGGAUGAGGAUUACCAAAUUUCUAAGGGGACUAAUGAGUGUGAAAAUGCUCCACAUCGUGAAAAUGCUUUUGACAUAUCUGUGUGUUCUUCAUUUGCGUCAGGGAUUGCUAAGCAAGAUAUCACUUUGUCUGCUCCCUUAACUUCCAUCUCUAGUGUAAACUAUCUCGAAGAUGAGAAUACUGAAAGUAAGAGGCAGAGAGAUGAAACACAUAAAUUGGAGGCUGGGAUGGUGAUGAAUGAUUUUGCAAGUAUUGAGAAGGGAAAGAGCAUGAUUUCACUCCUAGAAGUCAAAGAUACAGUUAUGGAUCAGGAUUUGUAUGCUGGUUCUUUUAGCGGAGAAGACAAUAGUAUUAGGAUGCAUGUCAAAAAUGUCACUGCCUCAUCUGAUUAUUUGAUGUCUGGAGACUACAUUGCUGAUGUUUCUAACUUGAAUGUAACUACUAUUUCUGGCGUAGAGUUUGCUCACGACUUUCCAAAUGUUCAAGCUGUUUUGGACUGUGUAAAUGUAGAAGAAGAACAACCAUUUUCUCAUAUAGCAGAUAAUACAGGCUGCAAUAGUAAUGAUAAUGCUAGCAAGUUACCAGUGAAACCAAUUUCCAACGACAUAGUUUUACCUUCUGUUGGAUUCAUAUCCAAAGAGGAAGAAAGUAUGAAUACCGGAAGAGUUAUGCUACCUCACUUCACUUUACAAGAGGAAGCAAAGCUUUUGACUCGAGAGGAAUCAAAAACUCAAAUAACACUUGAUUCCAAAACAGGUGGUCGAGAGGAAUCUAAUUUCCAGGAUGCAGCUGUGAGUUCUUCAGUUCGUAAGAUUCUUCCAAGUAGGAUGAGUUUAGCAAAUUCUCACGUAAAUCAAAAUGUUAGACACAGGACAUGGCACCGUGACAAUACAUUAUCUUCUGCUUCAUCCUCACAUGGGAAUCUGCAGCAUGCAGCAGGAAGUUCAUUUUCUAAGCUGUCACCUAGGAAGUUCGGAAAGCUUCAGAGUUCUUACAUACGUAAAGGUAACAGUCUUAUUAGAAAAUCAGCCACCAAACUUCCUCUUCCCCAUUCUUCUCUUCAUUUGGCCCCAAAUAGAUCAACUAAUCAUGCGGUGAAUAAGAGCCCAAAUUUUGAGAACAGAACUGGUUAUAAUGAUAAUGCGGCCUCUUCUAAUCCUUCAUUUGAAAGGCCCAAAACACCUCCUUUACCUCUUGCCACUAAGUUAGCUAUUUGUAGUACUGAUACGUCAGAGGAUGCUUCUCAGCCAUUUUCAGAGAGCACUUUUCCCAUGUCUGGUGUAGAAGAGCAGGUUAAUCAAAUUAUCAAGAGCGCUAAUAACUCAGAGCCCUCUAGUAGAACAGGAAUGGUAUAUGUGAAAAGAAAAUCAAAUCAGUUGGUUGCUGCCCCGGUGCCUAAAUUUGACACUUCAUCCAACCGUUCCUUGGAGAAGAAUCAAUUUCCUUCAUUAAUCUCUUCAGAUCUAUACUACAAGAAGAAAAAGAAUCAGCUCAUCCUGAAUUCUACUCCGUCUGAAAGUCAGAAUAGAAAAGAUGUUCUUUCUGCUGAUAGUUCAAAGUCAGACGAUCAUAGUGAUUCAGUGGCUCCCUCCCUGAGUGACAGCCAAUUCAAGAAAAAACUAGAUAAAGCCCCUGAGAAGACAAAUAAAGUAGCAAGUUUCUCUCAUGUGUGGACACUUAGUGGGCGACAACCACAGAAAAAUGCAAUUACAACAAUCAAUCAUGCGAAGAUUCUUCCACAAUUAUUUCCAUGGAAGAGAACAACAAAUUGGAAGAAUUCUGUGAGGAACAGAUUGCCGAUGCUUAGCAAGAGCUCCUUAUCGCUAAUCAGCCGUAAUUUACUGGUUGCUAGGAAAAGGGAUAUGAUCUACAAACGGUCAACUGACGGGUUCUCUAUACGAAAAGCUGGGGUUUUAGGCAUAGGUGGUUCUAGUUUAAAAUGGUCAAGAUCUAUUGAGCGACGCUCAAAAAAGGUUAAUAAGGAAGCUACAUUAGUUGUCGCUGAAGUUGAGAGAAAGAAAAGAGAGAAACGGAAGCGUCAAUCUCUUCAUAAAUCUGAAAAAGAUAAACAAUCUUGUUGUGCUACUGGUCAACAACCAACAAACAGUAGUCAAACAUCUGUAGUACCAAGGAGAUUAUUAAUUGGAAAUCAUGAAUAUGUAAGCAACGGUAACAAACUUGUAAGAGAUUCAAAGAAACUCAUCCGCAUUCUGGCAAGUGAGAAAGUUCGAUGGAGCUUACACACUGUUAGAUUGCGCCUCGCCAAAAAGCAGCAGUAUUGCCAAUUCUUCACCCGGUUUGGCCACUGCAGCAAAGUUGGUGAGAAGUGUCCAUAUAUACAUGAUCCUGCUAAAGUUGCUAUUUGCACUAGGUUUCUUAGAGGCAUGUGUUCUAACACCAAUUGCAAGCUGACUCAUCAGGUCCUUCCUGAGAGAAUGCCAGAUUGUUCCUAUUUUUUACAAGGAUUGUGUACAAAUACAAGCUGUCCUUACAGGCAUGUAAAGGUGCACUCAAAUGCUUCUAUUUGUGAUGGCUUCCUUAGGGGAUAUUGUGCUGAUGGCGAUGAGUGUCGCAAAAAGCACAGUUAUGUGUGUCCCCUCUUUGAAUCGAACGGAGAGUGCCCGCAAGGAUCUAAAUGCAAGCUUCAUCAUCCUAAGAGAAGAAAUAAGCACAAGAGAAGAAAAACAGCUGAAGUCCAAAGCAACAGUACUGGGCGCUACUUUGGUUCUACUAUUACCAGUAUUGCUGAGCCGCUUGCAAUUUCCACAGUUGAGAAUGACACAGAAGAUGUCGGGGAGCUCCUCUUCUCUAGCGGCCAAGUUGCCGAUUAUAUCGGCCUUGAUGUUGCUGAUGGUGAGGGGGGCACAGACUGUAAUGCUCCAAGGGGUUUCGAGCCGAUCCAUGCUAAUUCUGAUUGCUUGGACCUGCUGCCGAUGGAUAAUCUCGAUGCUUUCAUGAAGCCGAUUCGGAUCAUGAGAACGCCCAGUUGAUUGAUUCUUUGAUUGGUCCUUCCGUAUUUUCGGUUCCCAUUGUUUGACAAAAUCAAUUCUCCUAUACUUUUGUGCUUUUCUUUGUUUGUUCCUUCUUUGUUUUCAGGUGAGAUAGAUUGGUUUUGGGUGUAGAUUCUUGCUCUCUUCGUCUGUGGCGAUCGGCAUGGCUGUGGCUGAAGCGGGCUGGAGAACCAGGUAUGUGUUGUAGUACAGAUGUUGUAAUGGUUCAAAGGUUACAGGUUACAGAGUAAAAAAGACACGGAGUGAGAGAGAGAGAGAGAUAGAGAGAGAGAGAGAGAGAGAGAGAUUGUAUCCAGAGAUGUAUAACUUAUAUAGUGAAUAACAAAAGAAAAGAUGUAAAGAAUUGUUCUUCUAAUGAGGAAAUAGGAAAAGGUAGGAAAGGUUUAUUUCGAAUU